AUGAGCACUACUUUUAAUAAAGUAUUCCCUAAUUAUACCUGCUUUGACCGUAACAAUUUAUCAGCAACUACUAAUGCUAAUGAGGAGGAAAAUCCCAAUAUUGAAAAAGCUAGUAAAGCUGAGGAAAAUAAUUCUAGAGAUACCACUAUUGACGAAAGCAACUCAGACUCUAACAGCAGAUCUAAUCUAGAAUCUUAUUCAAGAUCUUCCUGUGUCAUAGAUGAAGAAUCGUCAUUUGGUAAUGAUUCUCAAGUAUUUCUUGAAUCAGAUUCACCAUUAUCGUCAAAACCAGCUAUUAGUUCAAAAACUAAUUCUAGAAGUUCUUUAAAUCAAUAUUCUCCAAACGGGUCAUUUCAAAAUCUAAGAAGUUUUUCAGCUCAACUAUCCAAAACAGACAAUGAGGCAAAUCCCACAGAUAGCCACCUUUCAGAUAAUAAAUCCGGUAAAGAAAGUCGUUCUUCACAUGUUAGGUUUCUACCUGUAGAUACGAGUCCUUCUCCAUCAUCAUCAACUGUUCCGAAACUUUGUAACUCAUCUUUACCUACAGAAAUUUAUCCCAAUAACAAGGCUUCUAAGGAAGAUACUUAUAAAGAUAUAAAUUCUACAGACAAGAAUAUUAAAAACAUUAAUAACAACCAAGAUAUCCAUGGUACUGAAAUCUCAGAUCAAAAUGAUAGUUCAAAAGAUUUAUGGUGUCAAAGAAGAAGAAUGUCUUCUCUAAAUGAAUUCUAUGAUCCCUUUUCUAAUGCAGAAAUAUAUUGUGGCCCUGCUCCUGACCCUAAAAAAGAACAUCCAGAGAAUAUUUCAAAAAUUGAUACAGAUGAUUUGAGUCCAAUGACGAAAAAAAAAUUAACUAGAACAAGAACUAUGAGUACAUUUGAUAAAGUUUCAAAUUUCAAGAGUAAACAUCCACGAAGUUAUGAAUUGAAGAGAAGAGGCUCAGAAGAUGAAUCAUCUGCUACAAAUAAAGGCUCAAGAAAAUUAUAUAUUGAGAAUGUAGAUAAAACUUUAGAAGACUUACUUACGUAUGAAGAUACUGAUAGGAAUUAUCAGAUUACAGUUGAAGAUACUGGUCCUAAAGUUCUAAAAGUGGGAACAGCAAAUUCUUGGGGUUAUAAUUACGUGGACAUUAGAGGUACAUAUAUGUUAUCAAAUCUUUUGCAAGAAUUAACAAUUGCGAAGAGCUACAAUCGUCACUCAAUUUUUUUGGAUGAAGCACGUUUGAAUGAAAACCCUGUUAGUAGACUAACUAGGCUGAUUAGCACUCAAUUUUGGAAUAAUUUGACAAGGAAGAUACAUCUGGAUAAUAUUGGUGAAAUUGCGUUGGAUACCAAAAUAACAUUGCCUGGUGCUAAAGUUCCAAGAGUGUAUGUUCCUUAUAAUUGUUCCAAACAAUAUGAAUUUUAUAUUCAGACUUCACGGAUGCAUCCUUCAAUGAAGUUAGAGGUCGAGUAUCUUCCGGAGAAAAUAACACCAGAAUACGUUAAAUCAAUUAAUGGAACACCAGGCUUAUUAGCAAUUGCUAUGGAAGAACAUUUCGAUCCUUCAACUGGUGAACUUACAAUGACGGGCUAUCCAUAUUGUGUUCCUGGUGGUAGGUUUAACGAAUUGUACGGUUGGGAUUCCUAUUUAAUCGCUUUGGGUUUGCUUGAAAAUGGUAAAACGAGUAUUGCAAGAGGUAUGGUUGAACAUUUUAUCUUCGAAAUUGAACAUUAUGGAAAAAUCUUGAAUGCUAAUAGGUCUUACUACUUGUGUAGAUCCCAACCUCCUUUUUUGACGGAUAUGGCACUAAAAGUUUUUAAUAAGAUGGGAGGCAACUCAAAUUCAACUGCUGUUCAUUUCAUAAAGCGUGCAUACAAAGCUGCUAUCAAAGAGUAUAAAACAGUAUGGAUGUCAGAGCCAAGGUUAGAUAAAAAAACUCGAUUAUCCUGCUAUCAUCCUGAUGGUAUUGGAAUUCCUCCAGAAACUGAACCAUCCCAUUUCGAUACAAUACUAACGCCAUUUGCCUUAAAACAUGCAAUUUCAUUGGAAGAGUUUAGAGAUAAAUAUAACAAUGGAGAAAUCAUAGAGCCAGAUUUAGACGAAUUUUUCUUACAUGAUCGUGCCGUAAGAGAGUCAGGGCAUGAUACUACUUAUAGGUUUGAAGGUGUCUGUGCAUACUUGGCAACUAUCGAUCUUAAUUCUUUAUUAUAUAAAUAUGAAAUGGAUAUUGCAGAUUUCAUAGAGAAGUUUUACGACGGCUCGUUCACAGAUUUGAAUGAUAGUUCAGUAACAACUGGAGAUGAUUGGAGAAAUUUGGCAUCCUUAAGAAUACAAAGAAUCAAUAAAUAUCUUUGGGAUGAAAACACAGGCUUUUAUUAUGACUACAAUGUCAAAUUAGAACAACGCACAUCCUACGAAUCUGCGACCACAUUUUGGUCAUUAUGGGCAGGUCUUGCCUCUCAACAACAAGCUAACCUUAUGGUUGAAAAAGCCCUUCCUAAAUUGGAAGUUCUGGGAGGGUUAGUGGCAUGUAGUGAAAAUUCUAGAGGCCCGUUAUCCAUAAAUAGACCAUCAAGACAAUGGGAUUACCCAUAUGGUUGGGCACCCCAUCAAAUAUUUGCAUGGGAGGGUCUUAAAAAUUAUGGCUUCCUUGGAGUAUCAAAACGAUUAGCUUACCGCUGGCUGUACAUUAUGACAAAAGCUUUUGUAGAUUAUAAUGGAAUUGUGGUCGAGAAGUAUGAUGUCACUCGUGGUAAUGAUCCACAUAAAGUUGAUGCAGAGUACGGAAAUCAAGGUGCUGAUUUUAAGGGUGUCGCAAAGGAAGGAUUUGGUUGGGUGAAUUCAAGUUAUAUACUAGGUUUAAAAUACAUGAACGGCCAUUCAAGAAGGGGCCUUGGUUCUUGCAUUCCUCCUGUUCCAUUUUUUAACAGUCUAAAACCUAACGAAAAAGAAGGUUAUGGUCUUUCAUCUUAA
Henningerozyma blattae CBS 6284 is the source of this 2955-nucleotide messenger RNA. RefSeq names its product alpha,alpha-trehalase. Gene Ontology annotation, biological process: trehalose catabolic process. Lineage: Eukaryota; Fungi; Ascomycota; Saccharomycetes; Saccharomycetales; Saccharomycetaceae. The record is from RefSeq and is a predicted model, not a curated record. Gene Ontology annotation, cellular component: cytoplasm. The transcript has a single exon. The coding region runs from base 1 to 2955 and encodes 984 amino acids. Gene Ontology annotation, molecular function: alpha,alpha-trehalase activity; calcium ion binding.